Messenger RNA from Anthonomus grandis grandis, 7082 nucleotides. RefSeq names its product adhesion G protein-coupled receptor A3. Gene Ontology annotation, biological process: cell surface receptor signaling pathway; G protein-coupled receptor signaling pathway. Gene Ontology annotation, molecular function: protein binding; G protein-coupled receptor activity. Bases 265 to 4665 code for a protein of 1466 amino acids. The record is from RefSeq and is a predicted model, not a curated record. Gene Ontology annotation, cellular component: plasma membrane. NCBI's taxonomy places the organism in Eukaryota, Metazoa, Arthropoda, Insecta, Coleoptera, Curculionidae. The transcript has 18 exons.
CCUUGAGUUAAAUGGCCUCUACAAUUUGUUGUUAAACAUUAAAAAAAAUUGUUGAUGUUUUUACUGCUAAUUUUUCCUAUAAAAACUCAGCUAUAAUUCAACUUUUAAUUUAAUUCGACGAUAGUUCCGAUCUACUUAUAAUGGAGUGGUUGUUCUGCAACAAUAACAAAACUUGAUGCAGUGGAUAUAUUGGCCCCUUUUAAAGCUUAAAGUAUACUUGUUUAGUUUUUAACUAAUAACAUGUAUUAAUUUAUAGAUGAAAUUAUGAAUACUGAUCUUAUUCUACACAUUUUUCUAUGGCUCCAAAUAGUUUUAAGUAUUUUGUCCCAAGAUACUCAGUGUCCAAACAAAUGUUCUUGUAAAGUAAAUUCUCAAAGAGAUGGAGGAAAUUAUCUUAAAAUGACGUGUGGUGAGAAAGAAAAAAUAACUCAUUUAGAUGAAUUAGAACUUCUUAAUACUGCUAGUGAAUUAGUGCAGCUAAAUCUUUCUAACAAUCUUCUAAAGACUUUUGAGCCAAAGGUGGAACUAAUUGUUUUGCAAAAAUUAAAUUUGAGUGGUAAUCAGAUAUCUCAUUUAGAGAAGAACCAAUUUAAACUAGUGCCAAAGUUAAAAAGACUUGACCUAUCAGAGAAUCAUAUUAAGCAGAUAGAUUUAGGGGCAUUUCAUGGUCUUUCAGAACUUGAAAAGCUUAAGUUAAAUCAUAAUGAAUUAUCAUUAAUUACAAUGGGGACCUUGGAUGAUGUACCAGCACUCAAGCAAUUGGAUAUAUCUAACAAUCCACUUCAGUGUGAUUGUGGACUUCUGUGGAUCUUGGAUUAUGCUCAAAAGCGGUCUUUAAAACUAAUGUCAAACCCAAAAUGCAGCUCAACAUUUAAAGGCCUUCCCCUAAGAAAACUAAAAGUAGGGAUUGAUAUUCACUGCAGGACUGCUUCGCAUAACAAUAUCUUGCCCUUGUUGGAUUUAAAGCCUGAAAACAAUCAGGUGGUAUUUGAAGGAGAUUCUUUAAAGUUGCAUUGCAAAGCACCCAGUAUAACUGAUACUAUGGAUGACUUAAGCCUAGAAUGGCUAUGGCUUGAUAGUAAACCAAAAGAUCAUUUUCCCGACAUUACAAUAGUGGACGAGUUCCUGCCUAAUCCUGGGAUCAUUGAUAGCAUUCUUAUUAUAAAGAAGCUACAAAAAUAUCACACCGGAAUCUGGUCUUGCUUAUUUUCGUCAAUUCAAGGAAACUAUUCUAAAAGUACGACUAUAUUUGUGCUAUCUGAAGAUACUCAAUUCUGUCCGAUAACUACUACCAACGAUAACAAAGGCGUGUAUAUCUGGCCAAAAACGGUAGUUAAUCAUACUGUUACCAUGCCUUGCGAGUUUUUAAAUGAUUACUAUGAAGCCUCAAUUCAAACAGCAUCCUAUUAUUGCUCAAUAAAUGGAACGUGGCAAGAUUUAGAUACUUCAAAAUGUUCCUUUAUAUCUGAUACUACUCGCAUAUUAGAAGGCUUUUCGAAAGUGAAUUCAUCAAUAUUGGAAAGUGCGAGACAUCUUAAGGAAUUUACUUCAAAUUUGACCAUCUUUGAAGAUUGCAUAGAUCUGGUUUUUGCAAUUGAAGCCAUUGAAAAUUAUGCUGCCUUACAGCAAAGUGAACCUUUAACGAAUAUCUUAAUGGAUGUGACCAGCAAUUUAAUGCACUUGCCUUUUUCGUAUUUAAAAAAAAGUGAUCUGGCAUAUAGGAGCUGCUCCAAAUUACUUGAUGACAUGGAAAAUUGGGCUUUAAAUCACUCUGCUAUUUUAUUUCAGAGGGAAAACUUCGUUAUUGAAUCAUUUCCUACCGGAAAAGAGAGUUUUUCAGGGAUAAAAUGUUCUUGGUUUAGAAACGAACACAAUGCUUUAGAUUCCUUAUUCUCAUGCAGUUUAAGUCACAACAUUCCAGACUCCAUUGUUCUUCAGGGUAAAACGAUUGAGACAUCAGUUACUGUUCCAGACAGCGUAUUUACCAAAAACAAAAAUGAGUUGUCUGAAGAGUUAAAAGAUUAUAGCAUAUUAGUGUCAAUGCACGCUUCCAGCAAACUUUUUCCGAUUGACGAUGAACGAGAGGGAAAAGAGGCUGUUACUUCGGCAGUAGUUGGUGUAAAAAUAAUUGGCCCCGCACACGCAGAACCAUCCCAUCCAAUAACAGUAACAAUUAGGGCACCCCAUUCAACUUCCUACGAGGUUACACCUUUUACACCAGUGUACUGGGAUUCCGCCCUGGGUAGAUGGACCACUCAGGGUUGCCGAUUUGGGCAGCACUGGCAAGAUCAUAUUGUAUUUUCUUGUAGAAAGUUGGGAUAUUACGGUUUAAUGCAAGACGUAUCAAAUUCAAACAUAACUGGUAGCUUUACUGGUAUUUUUCGCGCAUCGCAUCCAGCUAUAUAUAUAGCAAAUGUAAUACUUUUUAUAACUUUAUUGAUUUCUAUAUUGAGCUACAUUUUUGGGUUUACCUCAAUACAAGCGCCGAAAAAAGCCAAGCACUGUCUAAUAAAUACCUGGAUUUCUAUUGCGAUGUUGUGUUUUAUGUACACAUUUGGCAUUUAUCAAACUGAAGAACCAAAAUUAUGCCAGGUUGUGGGACUAGCUUUGCAUUAUUUGUCUCUAUGCUCCAUGCUCUGGAUGUGUGUUACCGUUAAUUCAAUGUAUAAACGACUUAGUAAGAAUGGAGACUCGAUUUUACCGGAUGACGAUUUGCCUAGCGAGCAACCUAUCAAAAAGCCCAUUAUGGGGUUGUACUUGGUAGGUUGGGGUGUAGCUCUUAUAGUCUGCGGCUUGUCAGCUGCCAUAAAUAUUAGGGAAUAUGCUUCACAUUCCCACUGUUUUUUGAGGACUGGACCAGCUCUAAGUGCGAUCUAUGUGCCAUUUACUAUCUUGUUCCUGUUUAUGAUAGUUUUUUUUUUACUUAUCCGGUGUGCCAUUAGUAACUUGGAUCUGUCGCACGGAGGACAUUUGAGCGAAGGCACCCAGGCAACUGAACACGUAGAUCUUGAUCUGUUAGAACCUAAUUUUCCGCAGCAGCAGGAUAAUAGAAGUGUGAGAAGCUACUCCUCAAAAACAGUUUCCAGUGAAGCAGAAGACAAUGAGAGGUCGCCACUGGCCCAACUAAAAGCCCACGUAAUCUUUGUUUUUCUGUUCCUGAUCACGUGGCUUAGCUGCGGAUUUGCCACUGUACCUCCAUUAGGCUUAGUCACUUAUGAGGCAGAUUUAUUCAGCGCGGCAUACGCUAUAUCAGCAUCAACCCUUGGAGCAUUCACGUUGUUCUUUUAUUGUAUUGCAAGGAACGAUGUGAGAACUCAAUGGAUGGGUAUGUGCAGGUGGAUGCAUCGAAAGAGACUUUUAAGACCACGUACAGUAUCCGAUACGCCACCUAGAGUAGCUGUUCAGGCGCUCCCAUUACCUCCAGUAUCCAAUUCUGAUGCUCAAGCAGUGUCCAGAUCUUCUAGUAGAAGCUCGAGUCGUACAAAAUCUAAUUCAUUUAAAGGCGCAGCAGCUUUGGAUUUAAAUAGCUCUAUCAGUGAUAGAGUUUCUAUAGUUGGGGGUACAAAGAUUAAUAAUGUCAAUUUGAUUGCUCUACACCGUGCGCAAUAUCGUUCAAAUGUGGUACCACAUAUCAUAGAAAAUCCUACAAGUGCAGCUGAAGUCUUUUACAAUCCACACCAGAGUACCGUAGCAAGAAAAUUCUUUCGCAGACAAAAAAGGGAUAUGAUGAAGCGUAAUAAUCUACAAACAAAACCACCUAGGGAUGUAAACAGUGACGCUACGUCGGUUUUUUCGGAACCGAGACUUCCAAAAAACAAGAAUGCUGAACAGAAUAUGUUUGGUACAAACUCAAAGGUAAAUAAUACAAAUAUUCAUGUAGAGCAAAUUAGAAAAUCCCAAAGAAAAAAUCCGAAUAUAUUUUCCGAUAGCGGGGAGGAAUUUGAUGUAAAUGUUCCAGUAGACAAAAUUGUUAUUAAUGCCGAAAAGCUUAGGAAAAAAGACACAUCAAAAAGCAAAAUUCGUAAAAAAUCAAAUGUAGCUCAGGAAAACAAUCAACCAGCUACGGCGCAAAUGCGAACAGUUUCCCAACAAUGUACUUUGGAUUACAGCUCCGAAAAUCCUUUAUCUGAUUCAAUAUUAGAUAAAAGUGAUAUUUUACUUUUGAUAUCCCCAGCCAAAACGCUAACUGCUUCUUUGAAACAGAUACAAAAAUUGGUAUCGGAGGAAAGCAGUACUACUCCUAUGGAAACCUCUGGGGCUACGGAGACAACUGCACAUUUGAGUAUAAGGCGGGAAAAUAGCCCAGCUGAGGAGCACCAUCAUUAUGCCGAAAUUGAAGAACUACGGGGUAGUAAAUCUACGAUUAGAGGUGGCCGCUUUAGACUGGGCAGUAUAGAGAGCUCUUUGGCAAGGUUACGUUCCCCUUCCAAUUUCUCACGUGCUAGUAGCGCCACUGACAUUGACGAACUUUAUCAACAAAUCCGUAGAGGCCCGGUUUCCGUUAAAGGAGUCAAGAAUCAUCACUUUUCGCCUCCUUCCAGUCGACCUCAGAAGGCCUAUUCAAGCCCUCUUCUAUCCGAUUCGGAAAUAACUGGCUUUACGGAGAAUCGACAAUAUCUCUACGAAGAAGAUUUUAAUUCUGCGGAUGUCGAAACCACUGUUUAAGAUUUAAGCUUUCUCUUUAAGGUUAUAGUAAGUUGUUGUAAAGGCUAAAGUAAUGUGAAUCUUUUUUGCGGCGUGAAAAAACGUGGUUGUGCUCUCUAAUAAAAUUAAUUAUUAAUGGUGCCUAGCGAACUGCAUGCUAAAAUGCUCAAGCAAUGUAUAUGUGCAAUUCUUUAUGAUUCUGACAAAAAUGCGGAAUUAUUGGAAAAAAUUUGGAGAAAGUUGAUAGUUUUCAUUAAUAGAGAGGUAUAGAGAAUGGCAAUACCAACUAACUUGUAAUUUGGAAAUUUUUUAUAAUUUAAUUAUCCCGACAGACAAAUUUGGUUUCAGAUAUUUUGGUACCCGUAAUGUCGCCAAUGGUUCAUGGUCGUUAACGUAUUGACUUUUUAAGCAAAAAAAUAUGCAAAAAUUAUAUUAAUAUUUUUGCACAAACGAUUGUUGAAUUCAGGCCAAAAAUAAAGCGUUCUUAAUAUUUAUUUACAUCUUGUUGACCCCUACGAGGUCGAUCUUGGAUUUCAUUGUUAAUAUUUGGCAAUUUAUGCCCAAAAACGCAUAAUUAUAUUUUGUAAGUUGUAGUAGUAUGUUUUGUAUGUUGCAUACGGGUACAAUAUACUUUUUCAAAAACGAUAUAGUCGGAAUGCAAUGGAAUUGUUGACAUGCCCCGUGUGUCCAAUACCAGAACUAUUUCAAUCCAUUGAAUUUUACACAAAAAUAAAAUAAUGACAUAUGUCGGUGAGAAAAUAUUUUCUUCCAAUUAAGUUUCCACACUUCCUAUAAUACAUUUCGUUACUCACUAACGAAACUAAUAUAUCAAUAAUACAUAAUAAUGCCUAUCAUCAUUUUCUCACAAAUGAUUAGUAGUUUAUUUCGUAUCUAUGACUAAUUAUACCUUUUUUAUACUGUUGUGGUAAUAACAAUAAAAAAUUUAAAAAUUGGAUGCCCUAUAUCAAAAUGGUUACAAAAUAUUACACCAUUCAAAAAUGACAUACAGUUACUGCAUUACACCUCAUUAAAUGCCUUUACUACUUCAUCAAAAUAUUUGUACUGUACCUAUGUGUACGUAAACAGUGUUAUAACUUUUUAUUUAAUGUUUACACUAAAGGCUUCAAUAUUAUUAGGAUUACACGCGGCGUUAAUCCUUCUUUGGAACUACUUAAGCGAGAAUAUAAAAAUAGAAUAUUCAGUAAAAAAAAAACAAAUUAAAUUUAAGAAAAAAAUAUUUUUUAUUAUCUAUUAUAAUACCUCAAAUUCAGAACAUUGUACAAAGUACAAUUUUCUUACAGUAAGAUGGUGCCUUGAAAGUGUUUUUUGCUAUUCGAUUGACCCAAAGACACUUUUGAUUAGGCAUCUAACCUUCUUUUCAUUUUCUUGGAAAUUCAUUAUCGUUUCUUUAUAAUAAUUUCCUGUAAAAAUUAUAGAUAAAUGGCUCUUUUUGGUGGAUAUUUUAUACAGUAUAAGUUGAAAAAAAAAUCAUUAAGAUUCUACUAAAUAGUCUGCCUGUAUUUAAAAAUACUGUCAUCAUCUACUAAAAGCUGCAAACCAUUUAAAAUAUUAAAAAUUAUUGAACUAAGUACUAUUUUUUGUAUAGCGCGUGUUCAAUUCAAAUAAUCUUACAGCUCUUGACUUUUUUUUAAAUGUUCAUGAAUAAAACUUUUCCUGUUUGGGAACGUCGGUAUAUACAAUUAAAAUGAUAAAUUUGUAAUAUAAAGACGGAUGUCAUGCGCCGGACACCUUUGGGUUAUAUGGGUAGUUGCUAUUAUUCUUGUUCAAUAACCUUACCUGUUCCGUAGGAUACAGAUAACUGUGGCAAAAGAAUAAUUUACCACAAAAAUAUAAGUAAUGCCGUCUGUUUAGUUGUAAUGUCUUUGAAUUAUAAUUGUUUGUGAUUUCUAGUUUUUAACCCAGUUUAUUUUUAGGUACGAGUACUUAUAUAUAUAUAUAUAUAUAUAUAUAUAUAUACGAAAAUCUGUGAUAAUUAUAGAAGGAAAAUAUCGUUAGAAAAAAGAUUGUCCUCGCGAAAAGUGUUGAUCAAAUAAUCAUAAUAUUUUAAAACAGGUGCUAAAACUGAAACCAUUGUGCCAAUUUUGUUAUUUUAUCAACACUUAUGUCAAUGUACUUACUAUAGUACAAAUAGAAUUUUCGUUCAAUUGUAGACUUUUUUGUACUCAAUUUUAGCUUUAAGGUCUUAGUCUUAAGGACGCUUUGCCUUAUGUAAAAUAUGUGUUUAGUAAAUAUUUUUCGUCGCAAUCCAUUGAUGCUCGAUUAUUAUGUGAAUGGAAAUUUUAUAUACGUAUCUGUAAAUGUACAACUAUAUUGAUGUAAAGACUGUUAAAAUAAGAAUAUUAUACAUAUACAAACACUAUAAAUUUAUUUGUGGAAAAAUACACUGAAACAAUAUAUAAUAUAAUAUCCAAGAAGAA